GAGCCCUACCUCCUCUUCCUCUGUCCCUUACUCCCGGACACACCCGGAGUCCCAACACUGCCUCCUUUCCUGACUCUUUCAGGGUGCCCAGGGUGGAGGGGAUCCCCAUCCUGACAAGGUGUGUGGAACUGCUGACUCAGGAUGUCGGGGUUCAGGCUGGGUGACCACGUGUGGCUGGAGCCUCCCUCCACCCACAAGACUGGCGUGGCCAUUGGAGGCAUCAUCAAAGAGACAAAGCCAGGCAAGAUCUUGGUUGAAGAUGACGAGGGCAAGGAACACUGGAUCCGAGCAGAGGACUUUGGUGUCCUCAGCCCCAUGCACCCCAACUCAGUCCAGGGCGUGGAUGACAUGAUCCGCUUGGGGGACCUGAACGAGGCGGGCAUGGUGCACAACCUCCUGAUCCGCUACCAGCAGCACAAGAUCUACACGUACACAGGCUCCAUCCUGGUGGCCGUGAACCCGUUCCAGGUGCUGCCGCUCUACACCCUGGAGCAGGUACAGCUCUACUACAGCCGCCACAUGGGCGAGCUGCCCCCGCACGUCUUUGCCAUCGCCAACAACUGCUACUUCAACAUGAAGAGGAACAAGAGGGACCAGUGCUGCAUCAUCAGUGGCGAGUCUGGGGCUGGCAAGACGGAGACCACCAAGCUCAUCCUGCAGUUCAUGGCCACCGUCAGUGGCCAGCAUUCGUGGAUCGAGCAGCAGGUCCUGGAAGCCAACCCUAUCCUGGAGGCCUUUGGAAACGCCAAGACAAUCCGCAACGACAACUCAAGCCGCUUUGGGAAGUACAUUGACAUCUAUUUUAACCCCAGCGGGGUGAUCGAGGGCGCACGCAUCGAGCAGUUUCUCCUGGAGAAGUCCCGGGUCUGCCGGCAGGCCCCUGAGGAGCGGAACUACCACAUCUUCUACUGCAUGCUCAUGGGGAUGAGUGCCGAAGACAAGCAGCUGCUGAGCCUGGGCACGCCCUCCGAGUACCACUACCUGACCAUGGGGAACUGCACUUCCUGUGAGGGGCUCAACGACGCCAAGGACUAUGCCCACAUCCGCUCGGCCAUGAAGAUCCUCCAUUUCUCUGACUCUGAGAGCUGGGACCUCAGCAAGCUGCUGGCUGCCAUUCUCCACCUGGGGAAUGUGGGGUUCAUGGCUUCAGUCUUCGAGAACCUGGAUGCCUCAGACGUGAUGGAGACGCCUGCCUUUCCCACUGUGAUGAAGUUACUGGAGGUGCAGCACCAGGAGCUCCGGGACUGUCUGACCAAGCACACCAUCCUCAUCCGAGGGGAGUUCGUCACCAGGCCCCUGAACAUCGUCCAGGCUGCUGACCGGAGGGACGCCUUUGUCAAGGGCAUCUAUGGGCACCUCUUCCUGUGGAUUGUCAAGAAGAUCAAUGCCGCCAUCUUCACGCCACCAGCCCAGGACCCCAAAAAUGUACGGAGGGCCAUCGGCCUCCUGGACAUAUUUGGCUUUGAAAAUUUCGAGAACAAUAGCUUCGAGCAACUCUGCAUCAACUUCGCCAACGAGCACCUGCAGCAGUUCUUCGUGCAGCACGUGUUCACCAUGGAGCAGGAGGAGUACCGCUCGGAGAACAUCUCCUGGGACUAUAUCCACUACACCGACAAUCGGCCCACCCUGGACCUGCUGGCUCUCAAGCCCAUGAGCGUCAUCUCCCUCCUGGACGAAGAGAGCCGCUUCCCACAGGGGACAGAUCUCACCAUGCUGCAAAAACUGAACAGUGUCCACGCCAACAACAAGGCCUUCCUACAGCCCAAGAACAUCCACGAUGCAAGAUUUGGCAUUGCCCAUUUUGCCGGCGAGGUAUACUACCAGGCAGAAGGCUUCCUGGAGAAAAACCGAGAUGUGCUGAGCACAGAUAUCCUCACCGUGGUUUACUCCUCCAAAAACAAGUUUCUGAGGGAGCUAUUCAACCUGGAGUCAGCAGAGACCAGGCUGGGCCACGGGACCAUCCGCCAGGCAAAGGCAGGAAACCAUCUUUUCAAGUCUGCAGAUUCAAAUAAACGGCCCUCCACCUUAGCAGGCCAGUUCAAACAGUCUCUGGACCAGCUGAUGAAAAUUCUGACCAACUGCCAGCCUUACUUCAUCCGCUGCAUCAAACCUAAUGAAUAUAAGAAGCCGCUGCUGUUCGACCGGGAGCUGUGUCUGCGGCAGCUGCGAUACUCGGGCAUGAUGGAGACCGUGCGCAUCCGCAAGUCCGGCUUCCCCAUCCGCUACACGUUCGAGGAGUUCUCGCAGAGGUUCGGGGCGCUGCUGCCCAGCGCCGUGCGGAUGCAGCUGCGAGGCAAGUUCCGCCAGAUGACCCUGGGCAUCGCUGACAUGUGGCUGCGGACAGACAAAGACUGGAAAGUGGGGAAGACCAAAAUUUUCCUGAAGGAUCAUCAGGACACUCUGCUGGAGGUACAGAGAAGCCAGGUGCUGGACAGAGCGGCGCUCAGCAUCCAGAGAGUCCUGCGGGGCUACAGAUACAGGAAGGAGUUCCUGAGGCAGAGGCGGGCAGCCGUGACCCUGCAGGCCUGGUGGAGAGGCUACUGCAACAGGAGGAAUUUCAAGCUGAUCCUCGUGGGCUUUGAGCGCCUGCAGGCUAUUGCCCGGAGCCAGCAGCUGGCGAGGCAGUACCAGGCCAUGCGGCAGAGGACGGUCCAGCUGCAGGCCCUGUGCAGGGGAUACCUGGUGCGCCAGCAAGUCCAGGCCAAGAGGAGGGCAGUGGUGGUCAUUCAGGCCCAUGCCAGGGGCAUGGCUGCCCGACGCAACUUCCAGCAAAGGAAGGCCAAUGGUAUGCAGGCGCCGCUGGUCAUCCCGGCCGAGGGGCAGAAGAGCCAAGGCGCUCUCCCUGCCAAGAAGCGCAAAUCCAUCUACGACACCGUCACUGACACGGAGAUGGUGGAGAAGGUGUUUGGCUUCCUCCCUGCCAUGAUUGGGGGCCAGGAGGGCCAGGCCCCGCCGCGCUUUGAGGAUCUGGAAUCAAAGACCCAGAAGCUGCCUGAGGUUGACCUGGACACAGUCCCCAUGGUGGAGGAGCCUGAGGAGGAUGUGGAUGGCCUGGCCGAGUACACCUUCCCCAAGUUCGCCGUGACUUACUUCCAGAAAUCAGCCAGCCACACGCACAUCCGGCGGCCCCUCCGAUACCCGCUGCUUUACCACGAAGAUGAUGCUGACUGCUUGGCCGCCCUGGCCGUGUGGAACGUCAUCCUGAGGUUCAUGGGCGACCUCCCAGAGCCAGUGCUGUAUGCCAGGAGCAACCAGCAGGGCAGCUCCGUGAUGCGGCAGAUCCAUGACACGCUGGGCAGGGGGCACGGUGCCCAGGCUCUACAGCACAGAUUUGCACAGAGAUCUGGCCGCAAGGACAAGGGAACCAAGGAUAUCUCCUCCAUGAAGCUGAAGCGGUCCUCCCGGAUCACGGGCCAGGUGGCCAGCCAGCUGAACAUUGGAGAGGAGGCAUUGGAGCCCGAUGGCCUUGGUGCAGACCGGCCCAUGUCCAACCUGGAGAAGGUGCACUUCAUUGUGGGCUACGCCAUCCUGCGGCCCAGCCUCAGGGAUGAGAUUUACUGCCAAAUCUGCAAGCAGCUCUCAGAGAACUUCAAAACAAGCAGUGUGGCGCGGGGCUGGAUCCUGCUCAGCCUCUGCCUCGGCUGCUUCCCACCCUCAGAGAGGUUCAUGAAGUAUCUACUGAACUUCAUCGGCCAAGGGCCGGCGACCUAUGGCCCCUUCUGUGCCGAGCGCCUGAGACGCACCUAUGCCAAUGGGGUGCGUGCAGAGCCCCCCACCUGGCUGGAACUGCAGGCUGUCAAGUCCAAGAAGCACAUCCCCAUCCAAGUCAUCUUGGCCACUGGAGAGAGCCUGACCGUCUCUGUGGACUCAGCCUCCACAUCUCGGGAAGUGUGCAUGCACAUCGCUCACAAGCAGGGCCUCAGCGACCACCUGGGCUUCUCCCUCCAGGUCGCCGUGUACGACAAGUUCUGGUCCCUGGGCAGCGGGCGUGACCACGUCAUGGAUGCCAUCACCCAGUGUGAGCAGCUGGCCCAGGAGAGGGGUGAGAGCCAGCGCCAGUCACCCUGGCGCAUCUACUUCCGGAAGGAAUUCUUCGCCCCCUGGCACGACUCCCGGGAGGACCCCGUUAGCACUGAGCUCAUUUACCGCCAAGUCCUGCACGGAGUCUGGUCUGGCGAAUACAGCUUCGAGAAGGAGGAAGAGCUGGUGGAGCUGCUGGCCCGGCACUGCUACGUACAGCUCGGCGCCUCAGCGGAGAGCAAGGCUGUCCAGGAGCUGCUGCCCAGCUGCAUCCCCCACAGGCUAUACAGGACCAAGCCCCCAGACAGGUGGACGAGCCUCGUCACUGCCGCCUGCGCCAAGGCCCCAUACACUGAGAGGCAAGCCACACCACUGGCCGUGCGAGAGCAGGUGGUGGACGCCGCCCGCCUGCAGUGGCCGCUGCUCUUCUCCCGGCUCUUUGAAGUCACCACACUCUCAGGCCCCCGCCUGCCCAAGACGCAGCUGAUCUUGGCUGUUAACUGGAAGGGGCUUUGCUUCCUGGACCAGCGGGAGAAGACGCUGCUGGAGCUCUCUUUCCCAGAGGUCAUGGGUCUGGUUGCCAACAGGGAGGCCCAGGGCAGGCAGAGGCUGCUGCUCUCCACCAUGCAUGAGGAGUACGAGUUUGUGUCGCCCAGCAGCGUGGCCAUCGCUGAGCUGGUGGCCCUGUUCCUGGAGGGCCUGAAGGAGAGGUCCGUGUUCGCCAUGGCCCUGCAGGACAGGAAGGCCACAGAUGACGCCACCCUCCUGGCCUUCAAAAAGGGGGACCUGUUGGUCCUGACAAAGAAGCAGGGGCUGCUGGCCUCUGAGAACUGGACCCUCGGCCAGAACGACAGGACAGGCAAGACGGGGCUGGUGCCCACGGCCUGCCUCUACACCAUCCCCACGGUCACUAAGCCCUCGGCACAGCUGCUGAGCUUGCUCACCAUGUCACCAGAGAAGAGGAAACUGGCGGCUCAGGAGGGGCAGCUCGCAGAGCCACGUCCUGAGGAGCCACCCAAGGAAAAGCCGCACACCCUGGAGGAGUUCUCCUACGAGUUCUUCAGGGCUCCAGAGAAGGAUACAGUGAGCAUGGCCGUGCUGCCCCUGGCCCGUGCCCGCGGCCACCUGUGGGCCUAUUCCUCCGAGCCGCUGCGACAGCCGCUGCUCAAGCGAGUCCACGCCAACGUUGACCUCUGGGACAUCGCCUGCCAGAUCUUUGUCGCCAUCCUCCGGUACAUGGGCGACUACCCCUCUCGGCAGGCCCGGCCCAGCCUGGAGCUCACCGACCAGAUCUUCACGCUGGCCCUGCAGCAUCCGGCCCUGCAGGACGAGGUCUACUGCCAGCUCCUGAAGCAGCUGACGCACAACUCCAACAGGCACAGCGAGGAGCGGGGCUGGCAGCUGCUGUGGCUCUGCACUGGUCUCUUCCCGCCCAGCAAGGGGCUCCUGCCCCAUGCCCAAAAGUUCAUCGACACCCGGAGGGGGAAGCUGCUGGCCCCCGACUGCGGCCGCCGCAUCCAGAGGGUCCUCAGGACAGGGCCCCGGAAGCAGCCCCCGCACCAGGCGGAGGUGGAGGCCGCGGAGCAGAACAUCUCCCGCAUCUGCCACAAGGUCUACCUCCCCAAUGACACCAGCGAGAUGCUGGAGGUGGUUGCCAACACACGGGUGCGGGAUGUGUGUGACAGCAUUGCCACCAGGCUGCAGCUGGCCUCCUGGGAGGGCUGCAGUCUCUUCAUCAAGAUUGCAGACAAGGUCAUCAGCCAGAAGGAGGGAGACUUCUUCUUCGAUUCCCUGAGGCAGGUGUCUGACUGGGUGAAGAAGAACAAGCCCCAGAAAGAAGGGGCCCCCGUGACGCUCCCCUACCAGGUGUACUUCAUGCGGAAACUGUGGCUCAACAUCACCCCGGGGAAGGAUGUGAAUUCGGACACCAUACUCCAUUACCACCAGGAGCUGCCCAAGUACCUGCGCGGGUUCCACAAGUGUUCGCGGGAGGACGCCAUCCACCUGGCGGGCCUCAUCUACAAGGCCCAGUUCAACAACGACCGGUCCCAUCUGGCUAGUGUCCCCAAGAUCCUGAGGGAACUGGUGCCCAAGGACCUCACACGCCUGAUGUCCUCGGAGGAGUGGAAAAAGAGCAUCCUUCUGGCCUAUGACAAGCACAAGGACAAGACAGUGGAGGAGGCCAAGGUGGCCUUCCUGAAGUGGAUCUGCCGCUGGCCCACCUUCGGGUCUGCCUUCUUCGAGGUGAAGCAAACCUCGGAGCCUUCCUACCCGGACAUCAUCCUCAUCGCCAUCAACCGACAUGGGGUUCUGCUCAUCCACCCCAAGACCAAGGACCUGCUCACCACCUAUGCCUUCACCAAGAUCUCCAGCUGGAGCAGCGGCAGCACCUACUUCCACAUGGUGCUGGGGAACCUGGGCCGUGGCAGCCGCCUGCUGUGCGAGACCUCCCUGGGCUACAAGAUGGACGACCUGCUGACCUCAUAUGUGCAGCAGCUCCUGAGUGCCAUGAACAAGCAGUGGGGCUCCAAGGCCCCAGCCCUGGCCAGUGCCUAGCAGCGGAUGCUGGCGUGUCUGCUCAGGCACCCUGUCAACCUCCAGCCUGGCAGCACCUUCCCAGGCCCUCUCAGCCCAGGGCCUGUCCUCGGCAGGCAGCCUUCCAUGCUGCCCCCCAUACGAGCCCACUCAGCCCCGCAGGUGGCCCCCUCUGUACUGGGCGCUGCAUAUGGAGGUGAGAAGACCCAGCGUGGGUCGGGAGUCUCGGACCCCCAGGCUGUUGGUGGAUGGCUGAGAGGACCCCCCGCAACCCCAGCCCACCAGAAUGUUCAGUAAAAACCCCUGGGGCAGGA
This is a messenger RNA of Cercocebus atys (sooty mangabey), 6869 nucleotides long. RefSeq names its product myosin VIIB (gene MYO7B). Gene Ontology annotation, molecular function: cytoskeletal motor activity; ATP binding; protein binding. Gene Ontology annotation, cellular component: myosin complex; cytoskeleton. The record is from RefSeq and is a predicted model, not a curated record. The coding region runs from base 142 to 6576 and encodes 2144 amino acids. The transcript is spliced from 48 exons. Lineage: Eukaryota; Metazoa; Chordata; Mammalia; Primates; Cercopithecidae.